Messenger RNA from Magallana angulata, 1420 nucleotides. RefSeq lists its product as uncharacterized. The record is from RefSeq and is a predicted model, not a curated record. Lineage: Eukaryota; Metazoa; Mollusca; Bivalvia; Ostreida; Ostreidae. The transcript is spliced from 5 exons. Bases 103 to 666 code for a protein of 187 amino acids.
GGUCCGGAAUGUUUAUUUCCGGUGAAACGCGGUACGAAGUUGACAUAGACGCAGAUCUAUAUAGAUCAGUGAAACAUAAUUGCAGAUCCGAAAUAUAGAAAAAUGAGUCAAAAUCCGCCUCCACAUACGACAGCAGUGCAGCUGGUAGAGAGUAACAGCCGGCCGUGUGGUGUCCAGUUGGUUAGCACCGCCAGAACAAACAAGAAUGCAGACCCAAUGGACUUGGUGGAGCUGGCCACAACUAUUCAAAAGGCUGAUGAGUUUGUCAAAGCCACAGCAGGUAGCAAACUGACAGAAAUCGCCAACCAGAUCCGGUACCUUCAGGAAAGGGCCCGAAAGGCUCUAGAGGAAGCUAACAGAGACAACAAGCUCCACCACUACGCCUGUAACCUCGUCAAGAAACCAGGCACCACUUACUAUCUGUAUGAGCGAGAUUCCGGACAAAAGUACAUGUCCAUUUUAUCUCCAGAGGAAUGGGGUGCUUCUUGUCCCCACGUGUUUUCUGGAGCAUAUCGACUGGAGCAUGACAUGUCCUGGACACCCAUAGAGGAAGUGGAGGAACGAAGUCAACAGUUUGCCCUGAUAGACAAAAUAUUAGACACUCGUAAAGCCCUGCCGGACAAAGAUAGCCCAACGAUAAGCAGUGUGCUGGGAGAGAAAUCCUAGUCUGGUGUGUGGAGGAGGCUCCUGUGUGGUGAAAUGAUGAAUGGGUUAAGUGUAUGGAAGGGAGACGAUGAAUGAAUGACAGUGAUUGCGAGAUGACUUCUGUUUUCUUCCUGUGGAAAGGAAAUAUUAGAAACUGAGCACCAGUAUCCAGUGUUAGGCUGAAACACUUGUAUUAUUCUAAUCACAUGGUAAAUGAACACAUGUACAUGUUCUAAUUACACUAACAUUCUUGAUACUUUAUAAUUUAUAACAUUGUAUAGUCCAUAAGACCAAAGAAAGGUUUUCUUGACAAGCUUGUUCUUGAUGCAAGAGAAAAACAUCUUCACAAAUGUAAUACAGAAUUGCAAUACAUUUUAUGUUUAUAAGGGGUAAUCUUUAUACCAGUAUAUUUGUAAUUUUUUAAUACUUUGUGAUCUCUGACUCUCUAAGGGCAUGCACGAUUAUAUUGGUGAUAUAUUAUCUUGCUACAAGAACUUACAUAUUGUAUGAUUAUGUGUAUGUUGAAUCAUUUUAAUAACAAUACUUUAUUGGAGUUAACAGUGAUUUUUUUAAUUGUAUAUUUAUUUUAUGCAAAUGGAAUAAUUCAUUAUUGAUAUUAAUUGUAUUUUAUGCUAAUAUUAUUUUACUGCAAUGUUAUAAAAACAAGUGUGUACACCAUCAGGUUCCUAUCAGAAUGUUUAUUCAUCUGCGGAAGAGCUUUUCUAAUUGUCUUCAUUAAUCAAAUAUGAAAAAAAUAAAAAGACUUGCCCUCUUA